AUGGCCUUUUUGUUUAAAUCGAAGAAACACCAACAGGGCGGACCACUUCCUCCAGCGACGAGGAACGUUCACACCUCCGAAGGUGCCCCGUCCAACGGUCCGUCUGCCAUGACCAAUGGCGUCAAGGGCGAGGGAAGCUUGUCGCAGACCCCAACCCCCAGCAGCAGCUACAAUAACUCCUUAAAUUCGGCUGCGAGUCCGACGAGCCCGGAUCCCAUCAGAGUGCGCCAGAGAGCAGAAUCGGAAUCUCAGGUAAGCUUGCCGGGCGACAAUGGUGGAAUGCCGGUCCCUGAUGAAUUGUCUUCCCAGGUCCAACGACCACAACAAGGUCUGAAUGGGGGCCCGCAAAGCCCCGGCAAUUCUCUUUACCCAUGGUCACAACGCCGUCUGAACUUUUCUUCGCCGCAAACGACACCUUUUCCAAGAUAUGGAGCCGCCAUCAAUGCCGUGGCAUCUAAAGAGGGAGAUAUCUAUAUGAUGGGUGGACUGGUCGAUGGCUCAACGGUCAAGGGAGAUUUGUGGAUGAUUGAGCACAGUGGUGGGAGCCUUUCCUGCUUCCAAAUUGCAACGGUCUCUGAAGGUCCAGGGCCUCGAGUUGGCCAUGCCAGUCUACUCGUCGGAAAUGCGUGUAUUGUGUUCGGAGGUGACACCAAAAUCAACGAGAGUGAUGCGUUGGAUGACACACUUUACCUGCUGAAUACCUCUUCCCGACAAUGGUCUCGUGCGAUUCCUCCCGGACCUCGCCCCGCUGGACGGUACGGUCAUACCCUGAAUAUCUUGGGCUCGAAGCUCUACGUUUUUGGUGGUCAGGUUGAAGGAUUCUUCUUCAAUGAUUUAAUUGCAUUUGAUUUGAAUCAGCUACAAAACCCCGCCAACAAGUGGGAUGUUUUGGUCCAAAACAGCCACGAGGGAGGACCUCCCGAAGGAGAAAUUCCUGCGGCCAGAACCAACCACACUAUUGUCAGCCACAACGACAAACUUUACUUGUUUGGAGGAACGAACGGUGUGCGGUGGUUCAAUGAUGUCUGGUGCUACGAUCCUCGUGGUACUGGAUGGUCUGAAAUCGACUGCGUCGGUUUCAUCCCAACACCGCGCGAAGGCCACGCUUCGGCCUUGGUUGGUGAUGUGAUGUACGUAUUCGGUGGCCGCACCAACGAAGGCAUAGACCUCGGUGACCUUUCGGCCUUCCGUAUCUCGACUCGGCGUUGGUACUCCUUCCAGAACAUGGGCCCGGCACCAUCCCCUCGAUCUGGUCAUAGCAUGACUGCGUUUGGAAAACAGAUUAUUGUUAUGGCGGGCGAACCUAGCUCCGCCCCUCGGGAUGCCAAUGAGCUGAGCAUGGCAUAUAUCCUUGAUACAUCAAAAAUUCGAUACCCCAAUGAUUCAGCCACAACCGAACGCAGUGCGGUUCCAACGGGCAGGAAAGUCAGCGUCGACAAGCAAGGACCCGCAUCUGGUCGAACAUCUCGGGAGGCACAAAGUGCCACUCCUGACCAGUCACGUCGCGGUCCGACACCGUCCCGCGAAAGUUUAACUCAGCCCAUAGGCGGUAGACCUGGGGAGUUUGGAUCGAACCCCAACCUCGGACCGGGACCGGGGUCUCGGCUCCCAAGGGCUUCAAUUGCCCAGGCGCCCUCUGGACCACCUCCUCCGGGCCAAGCGCCUUCUCCUGGCCCUCGUGCCAAUGGGCCCCAGCCCGUCGUAAAUCCUCGCAGCAAAACCCCGACCAAGAUGGACCGUGGGUACACUGGUACCGUUGAUAUACGCGUCGCGAAUGCUGAUCGAGGUGUCGAGUCUCCGGUGGCCAAAGAACAACCGCUCGAUUCACAAGCAUCGAGUGGUCAGCGUACCCCCACCCAGCAACAGCAAAAGAUUGCUGCCAAGGCAAUGGAAGCUGGUGAGGCCGCUCCGAUGAUAUCCACUCCCGGCCGCCAGCGGUCUCUUCGCUCGCAUCGGCAGCGUGGCUCGAUGGACAGCGCAGAAGAAUCUGUUCUUGGACGUCAAGUCAGCAUUGAUGGAUCUAUCGAGUCUCGAAGCUUCCGAAAUUCUAAGACGCUCGCUGACGAGCCUCGUUCACCGAGAUUGACCCCACACCAAGAGGCCUUGAUCAAGGAACUUGAGGCGGCCAAGGCACGGAACGCCUGGUACGCCUCUGAACUGGCGCUAGCAAGAAAGGGCGGUUACGUACCGAACUCAUCUAGCAGUCCCGCCAUUGACGAUCGUGCUAGCGAUUCACUGAAUGAUGAAGAUCGUCCUCUGAUUGAAGCAUUCCUAUCGAUGAGAGCUGAACUGUCUAAGAUGCAGGCCACCGUAGACAGACAAGCAGCCAUCGCAUCCAAGCGCAUUGCUGAAGUUGAGCACCAACGUGAUGUCGCUGUCAGCGAGGCCGCCUAUUCUCGUGCCAGACUCGCUGCCCACGGCGGCAGCCAACGCGGAACCCCGCAACCCGAGAUUUCUCGCGAAAGUGAAGACGGUGAACGCCCAACUGACAUGGGUCGUCGUCUUGCAUUGGCUCUGGCAUCCCAGUCUGAACUGAAAGGCAGACUUGAUGUCUUAAUCGUGGACCUCCAGCAGGAGAAACAGGCCAGAGAGUUGGCAGAGGAUACCAACGAAGCUACCCGCAAACGUUUGGCAGAGCUUGAGAUGCAGAGCAACGCCCUUGAGGCAGAGAAUCUGCGUGCCGAGCUACAUCGCGCGGAAGCUUCCUCCAGGGAAGAGGCUCUCUUACGUGCGGAGGCUGAGGCUUCGUUGAAACAACUUGUUCUUGAUAAAGCGGAGCUUCUUCAUCAAAUCGAGGAUUAUUCAGGCCGCCUUAUUGAAUUUAACAAUAACUUUGGUACACUGAAAGAAGCCGUUGGGGCUUCCGCUGCAAAAUCCGCUAUUAUCGAAAAGAGGCUGGAGGAGGAGAGAGAACGUCGGGAGGGCCUUGAAAGGAAACUCUUGCAACUCCGCUCUGAACACGAGGAGCGAACAACGGAGUUGGAGAAUACAACCCGCCGCUUGCGCGAGGCUGAAGAGCUCGCUGAGACUCAUGCCAAGGAAGCUGAAACCCAUAAGUUGGCUUUCGUUUCCGGUCUUGAGCGUGCCUCGUCAACUGAUCUGGACGCUUCUAUCCGGUCUCGUGCUGAUCAGCGCGUCGCCGCGCUGGAAGCUCAGAUUGAAAGGUCUGGCACUCUGGCCAAGGCCAACCAGGCGGCCGCUGAUUCAGCAGCUGAGAAGUUACGCCGGGCCGAAGAGCGAAUCGCUGGCCUUGAGGCUUACCAAGAGCAGGCUAGUCGUGAAGGACUACAGCUACGCCGACAGCUACAGACAGCUAUGAAGGAAACUCAGGCUGCUACUGCUGAUAGUAGGGACUUGAAAGCCCAACUCGAUUCUCACCAACGAGAGGCCGGGGCCUUGAACAUUCAGCACGCAGCUUUGAAGGACCUUUUAGGUGAGCGAGGCGUUAACCCCGAUACUCGCCGGUCUCCUCGCCUCGAGUCGCCGGGCUCACGCUUCGGCACUCCCGAGCAGACCCGGUUGCGCGAGCUGGAGCAACAGCUGUCUAGCAGCAUGAAAUCUCAUGACGACUUGAAAUCUACAUUCGAGUCUCGGGAGCAAGAAGCUGACCGUGCAUUCCGCGAGAAGCUUGAGCAGCUUGAAAAUGACUACCAAUCAGCCGUCCACUACGUCAAAGGCACUGAAAAGAUGUUAAAGCGUAUGAAGGACGAGCUGAGUCGUUACAAGGCUCAGAAUGCCAAGAUGCAGUCCGAGUUAGAAAUUGCAAACAAGAGUGUCGAAGACUCUAGCAACCAGUCCGAGAGUUCUGCUGAAUGGGAAAUCGAGCGCUCCCAGCUCCAGAAAUCCAUCGCCGACCUAGAGCGAAACACUUCAUCGUCGAUUGAGAAUCUAGAAAGCCAGGUCACUCAGCUCAGGGAGCAACUUGUUAUUGCGGGUACUGAGAAGGAAAGAUCGCUGACUGAGCACGAUCGUCUCAAGCAAGAGCUGAUGGCUACCGCGGAGCGUACUCGUGCCGAAUUGGAGCAGUACAAACAGGAAAACCUUCACUUGGAGACCCGGGCCUCCGACGCAGAGCAGAAAGUCAACAUGCUUCUGCAGCAGGUUGAGACCUCCGUGGGUCACUAUCGCCGUCAGUCCCAGCUCAUUCCGGGCACUAAUGGAAUUUCCCGCAGUCUCAGUAACGCCUCUAGCAAUACUGCUGGUGGGCGAGCGCGAGCAGACAGCAAUGUUUCCCAAGAAUCUACUACCUUCCCCGAUAACCGAGGAUCCAUGGCUCUCGACUCCCUUGCCAAUGAACUGGAGACCCUUCGCAGCCACUGGGAGAGCACCAACCGCAACUACCGCCUCAGCAGUCAGCUUGACAUGGAACGCACCCCCACUAAAGAGGACAGCAACGGGCCAGCCUUGAUGACUGACAGCCUAGCUGAAUGGCGGCGGCGCCUGGAUGAAGAAGAGCGAACUGUCACUGGUGCCAACAAGCCAAAGACGAUGCCCUCGGGCACGAGCGCGGCCAACGUCAUCUAA
Molecule: messenger RNA, 4524 nt
Organism: Penicillium verhagenii
Lineage: Eukaryota; Fungi; Ascomycota; Eurotiomycetes; Eurotiales; Aspergillaceae
Product: putative cell polarity protein (Tea1)
Exons: 2
Coding region: 1-4524 (1507 amino acids)
Biological process (GO): regulation of cell shape
Molecular function (GO): protein binding
Source: RefSeq, a predicted model, not a curated record